Messenger RNA from Drosophila takahashii, 4255 nucleotides. The record is from RefSeq and is a predicted model, not a curated record. Lineage: Eukaryota; Metazoa; Arthropoda; Insecta; Diptera; Drosophilidae.
CAAAGCGGUUCGGUAGUUCGUUGGCUCAGUUGGCUUGUCAGCUCAGCGAUUUCCCACAAACUCAAAAGUGUUUCCGCGGAAAAGCUGUCCAAAACGCGAAAAAGUAAUUAAGUUCGUGGACGAAUCGUACGUGGCUAAUUGCCAACAUCAUUGAAAAAGAAGACCAAAAAAGAAAAAAUAUUAAAGACAAUACGCAAAAACAAAGACAAACAAAAAGAGACAAUUCGUAGUGGAAACCCAUUAAAAUGUGUAAAUAUGUAAUGUGCGUACACGAGUGAGCGACAAUUUGCCGAGUGAUAACUGACUUUUUGCAACAAAAGUAACUGCGAUGGAGUCUUUUAUUAUUAUUGUGACGCUGCUCACAAUUGUCACACAGCAACAAAACAUCUGUGCGGCCGUUGAUGUUUAUUUUCCCAGCACGUCGGUGAAAUUCAAUCUGCCCAUCAACGAGGAAUCGGAGAGUAUCUUCUCAAAGAUUCCGCUGGCCCAGUUCCAAGUGCUGCGGAUGGAGAGCAACCGGUUGGCCACUGAUUACUUGUAUAGCCUGGAGGACAAUCCGCUGCUGCGGAUCAAUAGUUCCUCCGGCGAGAUAUAUAUGCGCACGGAUUACCGCUCACCGAAUUCGAGUAUCAAGUAUGUGGUGACCGCCUUCCCCAGGGAUCAACCGGAUCAUGAACUGUUGCCCGUUUCCCAUCUUACGAUGGAGGUCACACCCCAGUCGCUGGAGGAUUACUGCUCGGAGUUGGAGCACAUUUGCUUCUGGAGCAGUGCCCAGUAUAGCAUAGCCGAGACCCAGGGUCAAUAUCGGCGAAGGAAUUCCUUUGAGCCCGUACUCAUCGGUGCCCUUAACUCCCGGGCUGCCAAGUAUCUGUGUCCGCAUGUUUCCCUGGAUUACUCCCUCAACGCCGGCAGUUCCCACUUCGUUCUGAAGCAAAAUCGGCUCUACACCCGACAGCCCCUGGAUCACGAUGAGCUCAAUGGCCUGAACGCCAAGGCAGGGCAGCUGCAGGCCAGGAUUACCUGUACGAUUAAGUUAUCACCCCGUGAUCAGAGGAAAUUCUCGCGCAGCUUCGACAUUAAGUUACUGGAUCGCAAUGACAACGGACCCAAAUUGCAGGAGAGCGAUUCGAAGUUCGAGUUCUACCUGGAGCAGCCCUACUUUCAGGCGGACGAGGAGGCGGGCAAGAAAAUCAUCUAUGUAGACAAGGAUACGCUGGCGGCAAAUGCUCACCUGGUCUACGCCGUUCACAAUGACACCAAUGGACUGUUCCGGCCGGAUUGCCACGCCUACGAGGCGGAUCACACGGGCAGGCCACAUACCAUCGUCAGUUGUCAACUUCGAUACUCCCGGAGUGGCGUUUUUCGGGAAAGCCCCUACUGUGUUUCUCUGGAAGCUCGGGAUCUGACCAUUGAAACCCUUAACGAUGCCAUGUCAGCUACGGCCUAUAUAUGUUUUCACAUCAACUUGAGUAAUCUUCACGAAACGGACCAGGAAUUACCCCAAGCUCUUCCUCUGCGGGCGCGUCAGCAUCGAAUCUUUGAGAGUGACGACUUCAAUGGGGAUUCUUCGGGCAGAUCUGUGAGUCCUUUGACCGUGGAUUACGAGAAGGACGUUGCCGUAUUCCGGACAGCUGCUUCCUAUUAUCGGGUAGCCCAGCCAGAAAGUUUUCUAGAACUAAUGAGGUCACGUUCCGUACGGUUCGAUAUCGUGGAGGAUAAAAUUGGAGCCUUCGGCAUUACCACGACUUCGGGUAUCGUCUAUGUGAAGAACCCACAGGCUUUGGAGGAGGCGCCUGAGACCAUAUACUUCUUGAAUGUCACCUGGAUGGAUCAGCAGCGUCUCUCGCACGUUCGGGUGAUCAAUGUCCAUUUGGUUCAUGGUAGACCAGAGAACACCAGUUGCGAACUGAAGAUCAAGUCCCGAUCGCAAUCCUGUGCCCAGGUUAAGUUCCAGUCGCAGUGCAAUCGAUUUUGUGGCUUGGCAACUGGCGGAGGAUCCUGCCAGUGGCGGGGAACCAACUCAGCCAUGUUCGGUACUAGAUAUGGAUCCUGUGUGCCCGAAUCCCGAUUCUGUCCUGAUCACGUGUGCGACCCCUUGGAGGAUCUGAAUCCCAUGGCCUGUCCGCAGGAUUGCACGCCGGCUGGUAGGAUAAUGGGUCCCCAUUCGAGCAAUGAGAACAAGAAGGGGAUCUACAGUGCCUCUGGAACCUGCAUUUGCGAGGAUAACGGCAAGUGCUCGUGUGCUCCGUUGGACGAGGAGCCCAGGGCGAAGAAGCCCCGCAAGCGGAAGAACGAAACGGAGGCGGAACCCCUGCUGGGGGGCAGAAGAGCCACUGCAGCAGAUCCAUCCCUUCAGGAUCCCUUGCUCCUGGGCGUCCUGAAUGUGGCUGGUUUCGAGUGCGAUCGCUCCUGCAUGUUCUUCGUGAUCAGUUGUCCACUGGUCUUCGUCCUCCUGCUCCUCUGUCUGCUGAUUGCCCAACGAAAGAUGCUCCAGCGUCGCCUGGGCAAACAAACGAUGACCCCGACGUCCGCCAAACAGGCUCUUCCGGAACUGGGAGACGGAGAUCUCGCCCUGAUGCCGCUGCAAGGUGGCUUCAAGUUCGAGAGCGGCGAUGCCAAGUGGGAGUUCCCCCGGGACAAACUCCAACUGGACACGGUCUUGGGGGAGGGCGAGUUCGGUCAGGUCCUGAAAGGCUAUGCCACAGAGAUCGCUGGCUUGCCGGGAAUAACCACGGUGGCCGUGAAGAUGCUCAAGAAGGGCGCCAAUUCGGUGGAGUACAUGGCCCUGCUCUCGGAGUUCCAACUCCUGCAGGAGGUCUCUCAUCCGAACGUGAUCAAGUUGCUGGGAGCCUGCACCUCCUCGGAGGCUCCUCUGCUGAUCAUUGAGUAUGCCCGGUAUGGUUCGUUGAGGAGCUACCUUCGUCUCAGCCGGAAGAUCGAGUGCGCGGGCGUGGAUUUCGCCGAUGGAGUGGAGCCUGUCAAUGUCAAGAUGGUUCUUACCUUCGCCUGGCAGAUCUGCAAGGGCAUGGCCUAUCUCACGGAACUGAAGUUGGUUCAUCGCGAUUUGGCUGCUAGAAAUGUACUCCUUGCGGAUGGCAAGAUAUGCAAGAUCUCCGAUUUCGGACUGACCCGAGAUGUUUACGAGGACGAUGCUUAUUUGAAGCGAUCUCGAGAUCGGGUUCCCGUCAAGUGGAUGGCCCCGGAAUCUUUGGCGGAUCAUGUAUAUACUAGCAAAUCGGAUGUGUGGUCCUUUGGCGUUCUCUGCUGGGAACUGAUCACCCUGGGAGCAUCUCCAUAUCCUGGUAUUGCUCCGCAGAAUCUGUGGUCCCUGCUGAAGACGGGCUACCGAAUGGACAGACCGGAAAAUUGCUCGGAGGCCGUUUACUCCAUAGUUCGCACCUGUUGGUCGGAUGAGCCGAAUGGAAGGCCAUCCUUUAAAUUCCUGGCCUCGGAGUUCGAGAAGCUACUGGGCAACAAUGCCAAGUACAUAGAUCUGGAGACGAAUGCCGUUUCGAAUCCCCUAUAUUGUGGCGAUGAUUUGGCCUUGAUGACGACGGAAUUCGGUGAACCGGAUUCGUUGCAACACCUUUGGUCACCACCCAAAAUAGCCUACGACAUCCAUGACCAGGGCACCAGCUACGAUCAGUCGGAGGAAGAGGUGCCAGUGACUUCGACGGCUCCACCUGGCUAUGAUCUUCCACGGCCUCUGAUCGAUGCCACCGCCAAGGAGCAGGUGUUGCGAUACGAAAACGAUUUGCGAUUCCCGCUGAAUAUUCGGAAAUCCAGUUGCACUCCAAGCUACAGCAACAUGACCAACGGUUCCCCAGCGGCCACCUCAUUGCCACACUAUUCAGUUCCUGUGAAGCGGGGUCGCUCCUAUCUGGACAUGACCAACAAGAGUCUCAUCCCAGACAAUCUGGACAGCAGGGAGUUUGAGAAGCAUCUCUCCAAGACCAUCUCGUUUCGCUUUUCCAGUCUGCUGAAUCUCAAGGAAACGGCGGAGGGGAUUCCAGGACAGCAGGCCGAAGAUGCCGUCUAGAUACAAGUACCACCUGUGUAUAGUUUUCCCCCAAUCAUUCAGUUCCGAUUUCUUGUCUCUUAUCAGCGCCUGUUUUUCAGUUCAAACUGUUUGUUGAUUAGUUUUAGUUUUACGUUUAGUCUCGUAGCUUUAUGCCAAUGCCAAAUAUGGAUUGUAAAAAACCCGAAUUCGAUUUCGAAUACUCGCGAGCAUUUACAAAAGAAUUUACAUAGCCAA